Messenger RNA from Monoraphidium neglectum, 2451 nucleotides. RefSeq names its product regulator of chromosome condensation RCC1. Gene Ontology annotation, cellular component: cytoplasm. The record is from RefSeq and is a predicted model, not a curated record. Lineage: Eukaryota; Viridiplantae; Chlorophyta; Chlorophyceae; Sphaeropleales; Selenastraceae. Gene Ontology annotation, molecular function: guanyl-nucleotide exchange factor activity. The transcript has 16 exons. The coding region runs from base 1 to 2451 and encodes 816 amino acids.
AUGCAAUCGCUCACGGCCUGCUGCUCACGAGUCACCACGACCGGCGCCGCCGGCGCCGCCCUCUCGUGCGACCCGGCCUCCGGCCUCGUCCUGGCCGUCUCCUCAAACCCCAACGAAGACGUCGACGCCAAGGUCUCCGUCGCCGCGACGUCCGGCAACACCCUGUCCUUCGCCGGUGCUGGCGGCGCGCCGUCCGCAACCUGCGAGACGCCCAGCCGCCCGCUGCAGUGGGACGCCCUCCCAACGCCCCUCGCCCCGACGUCCUCGGGCACGGCUGUACUGAAGAUUUCCAAGCCCGCGAGCGGGGCCGCCUGCGCGGCCGCAAGCUGCGCCGGGGCCACCCCGUCCGCGGGGGCAUACCUGGCAGUCAACCAGGGUCAUACCUGCGCCGUGACCCAGGCGGGCAGCGUGGCCUGCUCUGGGUUCAACCAGUGGGGCCAGCUGGGCGGCGGCAGCUUCAGCCAGGCAAACGCGCCGGUCAACGUGGGCGACAGCGUUGCCAACGCGCGCGCGGUCGUGGCCGGCCUGCGCCACUCGUGCGCCCUGCUGUCAUCCGGCAAGGUCAUGUGCUGGGGCAACAACCAGUACAGCCAGCUGGGCACCACCGCACUGACGGCCGACCAGAACACAUACAAGGCGACGCCCUACGCCGUCGACGGCCUCACCAAUGCGAUCGCCCUCAGUGCGGGCCCCUACUUCACUUGUGCCAUCACCAGCGACGGCGGCCUGCGCUGCUGGGGCCAGAAUCGCGCGGGGGAGGCUGCGGGGCAGGUCACAUCGGACAGCAUCCGCAGGACCCCCGGGGCCAGCGGCCUCAUAAGUAUUGGUGAUGUCAUCGCCGUUGCCGCCGGCGGGCCCCUGUCCGCCACCGCGGGCUUCACCUGUGUCGUCGUCCGCGGGGGCCAGGUCAAGUGCAUCGGCUCAAAUGGCGCCGGCCUGGUCAUCGACUCUUCAAAACCUGCAACAGAAGCCCGCCAGUCCUGGACCGACGUGGCCGUGAAGGACGCCGUCGAUAUCGCCGCCGGCCAGGCGCACGUCUGCGCGCUGCGCGUCGGCGGCAAGGUCAGCUGCUGGGGCUCGAGCGCGGCCGGCCAGGUCGGCAACGGCGUGCAGGGAUCGAACGUGCUCGCGCCCGUGGAGGUCGUCGGCGGCGGCGCGGUGUCGGUGUCGGCGGGCACGUCACACACGGCGGUGCUGAUGAGCGACGGCAGUGUCAGGACCUGGGGCUCAAACGCGUAUGGGCAGCUUGGCACUGGCAACCAGGCCGCAAGAUCCACCCCUGGCGCCGCCACCACCCUCCCUACAGCCACCGCCGCCGUGGCCGGCGGCGACUCGACCUGCGUCCUCACCGCCGCCGGGGCGCGGGCUUGCGUUGGGCGCGGCGAGUGGGGCAGCGCCGGCGACAACGCGCCGAAGCAGAGCAUCACGAGCGCGGUCAACGCGCAGGGCGGGCCGUAUCGCUCCGUCGGUGCCACCUUCGUGCGGGUGUCUGCAAGUGACGGCACCAACGUUUGCGACCUGCCGCUCUCUGUGAAGAUUGACUACACUUGUGAGCCACGCUGCCGCCUCGUGAUCCAGCAAGCCGCCGACGACAGUUUCGUCCCCGUCUCCUUCUCCCUCCCUGUCGACAUCGCCGGCUGCGUCGCCGCCGGUGUCGCAGCCGUCGCCGUCGCCAGCUACGUCGCCGUCUCCGUCGCCGGCUGCGUCGCCGUCGCCCAGCCCGACGACGACACCCCCCAGCCCGACGCCCCCCAGCACCAUCAACGAGAAGAUGGGCAUCUGGGUGAGUGCGAGCUCGUACGGAUCCCCUUCUACACCGCGGACGACAGCAUGUACACAAACCUUAUCACCAAGGUGGAGGGAUCAGAGUGCCUCAAGGGCAGCUUCAAAGCUGCUGUGCUGAUCGGACCGGAUUCCGGGCCGCCAAAGAUUGGUGACAAGGUCUACCAGGAGCGUUUCGCAAAGGUCGCCAACACCCAGGAGUUCACCACGUUCGGGUACCUCCACACCGGCUACGGCAAGCGGCCCCUCCAGGAGGUGCUGACUCAGAUCGACACGUGGCUCGACAAGGAGAAGGGCUUUGGCAGCCAGGUCCAGGGCAUAUGGGUGAACCAGGUGCCCCCCGCGGCGGACACGCCGGAGCUGGUGGCCUACUUUGAUGCCAUCAUAGAGCGCAUCCGUUUCUACUCUUCCCUCGUGUCUCUCAACCCUGGCACUGACAUGACAGACUGCAAACUGGCGGCCAAGGCUGACUUUGUCAACUCCUUUGAGAACACCUUUGACACCUGGAAGGCCACCAGCCCGUCAUGCACCUGUGCCAAGUCGACCCGCUGCAUCGCCAGCAUCCACUCCUACACUGGGCCGGGCCAGGUGGCAGACCUUGCCGCGCUGAUGGCAGAGACCUAUAAGCGCGGCUUCCAGGGCACCUUCAUCACAGAGCUCAAGAUGUGA